AUGGAAUAUUCAGAAGUUACGAUUGCAGGAUUUCAGUUAGGUCACCUGUUGUUGGCGUUCAUAAUCAUAUCAACCUUCUGUCUGGUGCUGUACUACCUAUGGACAUGGCCUUGUGGAAAGAAUGCAGGAGUUGACGGGAGUCAGUCAAGAAAAAGUAAUACCUUACUGCCGACCUUGAAACCUUUGUAUGCCCUUGAACUUGAACCUGGCAUUGUGGUUCUUCAGAGCGAGGACGGAGAGUUCUUCAGGAUUCUGAGAGAGUAUGACAGCGCUGACAAAACCGGAAAUGGAAGCACGUCACUGGAACACCCCAGUUCUGACGCGAACAACCGCUACCUGCUGUCCUACACCCGGGCGCACUACCAGACCCGGCCAUCUGCGCCACACCUGGAUCCCAACAACAGACUGGACCCAUUUGACGAUGGGGCCACUUGGCAGCCCAUUAACACCAUCAGCACUCACCAUGGCUAA
Molecule: messenger RNA, 471 nt
Organism: Candidula unifasciata
Lineage: Eukaryota; Metazoa; Mollusca; Gastropoda; Stylommatophora; Geomitridae
Source: the annotation of a GenBank genome assembly